Aspergillus nomiae NRRL 13137 is the source of this 450-nucleotide messenger RNA. Its product is annotated as multicopper oxidase. The coding region runs from base 1 to 450 and encodes 149 amino acids. The record is from RefSeq and is a predicted model, not a curated record. NCBI's taxonomy places the organism in Eukaryota, Fungi, Ascomycota, Eurotiomycetes, Eurotiales, Aspergillaceae. The transcript has a single exon.
AUGUCAUCGACGGUCGAGUUCUCGUGGCCGCAUGCGCUGCGCGAAGCCGCCGACGUGGUGGUGUUCAACGGCAGCGAGGCGGCCCUCACCGAGAAGCCGCUCAAGGCUUCGCUCGACGAUACCGUUCGCAUCUUCUUCGGCAACGGGGGCCCGAAUUUCACCAGCUCGUUUCAUGUCAUCGGCACCUGUUUCAGUAAGGUGUAUCGCGAUUCGGAUGUGCUGAGUCCGCCGGCGCAGUGCGUGCAGACGGUUAGUGUGCCCGCGGGCGGGUCGACUAUUGUGGAUAUGAAGAUGGUCGUCCCGGGGACGUACACCAUAGUGGAUCAUGCCAUUUUUCGUCUGGAGAAGGGCGCCAAGGGGUUUUUGAAUGUUUCGGGGGAGCCGAGGCCGUCGUUGUACUAUAGUGCGCUGCCGCCGCAGCCCUGUGAGGGUUGUAAGCUCCACCCUUGA